CUGGGAAGGUAAGUUUUGAAAGGGCUUCAUUGGGUGUGGGUUGGUUGGAGGGAGGGGGGCUCCAACCGAAAGAAGAGGAAGGGGUACCAUUGGUUUUGACAGAGCUUAACUUCUUUGCUACCUAAGUUUGGUACUUCUGGGGUGAAGUGGCACCCAAAGGAGCCCAGGAGUGUGACAAAAAGUACCAUCGUUGGGGAUAUUUUGCAAUUUCUUCUGCCCUUCUGUCAGAAGAAGACAGAAGUUCAGCAGGACUUGCCUUGGAUUUUUCUUUUGCUUGUGACUUUGGGAGCUCAAUGCCCAAGAAAAGGAGUGCCCCCUUGCUGAGGAGGAUGUGCUUGGAGAAAGUGGCUCUAAACAUGAGGUACAUCUGGGCUGGAGAUUACAUUAUCAACCGCUUGGCCAGCUCCUUUGUCAAAGAACUGCUCCAGUUAAUGUGUGAAGAAGAUCUCCUGACCUCAAGUGUGCUGCACUCCCUCCUCUUGCCCCAGCUGUCUGAACUGGACUUGGGCAUCUGCCCAGAGUUGGUCACAGAGUCCAGUAUCCAAAUUACCACAGUGUGUUGCAAGAAUUUGUCUUCGCUGAAUCUCAGCGGCUGUAUCCAGAUCCCUGCAGAAGCUCUAAUUGACCUGGUGAAAAGUUUGCCACAUCUCACAAAACUAGACCUCUCAAAGACUCAGUGCAAUACAGAAGUAUUAUCAGCUUUGGGCUCCUGCUGUUGUGGGCUUCGUGAGCUUGACAUCUCUCUGUGUGAGGAGGUGACCCAGGAAUCACUGCUUCACCUUGUCUGUGAUCCUGCCACUGGUGCUCUCUGUUGCCAAGAAUUGCAAACCCUUCAGCUUUGUACCCUAAAGUCCACCACUAAUGAACAUGAGUUGGUUUGGGUCUUGGUCUUUGUGCUGCUCGCAUUGCCCAACCUGAAGUACCUGAUUCACGAUUCAGUGGUAGAUGCUGUGUGUCUGAUCUAUUACCAGCACUUGAGCAGUACCCGCAUAUUCCCUGGGUUUCCUUCUCUGGCAGAGUUAGCAAGAUUCAGGGUGCCUGACUAUAUGAAUGAGGGUGGUUCUAGCCUCUCACUAGCUCUCAAGGAAAUCUAUGCAGUGGAUGAGUACUCCUGGCCUAUGGCCUGUGCCGUGUGCCCCCAUUUGGAAGAAGUAUCAUUGUUCCUAAGAGACAGUCCUGAUUUGGGUCAAAGUUUCACGUCAUGGGGCUCUCUUGUUCAUCUCACUAUCAACUGCAAGGAAAGGAGGGACUUGAAGGAGCUUUGGCCUGUGACAAGAAACCUUGGGGGCCAGCUUCGUAUUCUUGCCAUUGAAGGAUUCUCCUUGGAUGAUGAGUUGUCUUUUUACACCCUGCUGAACGAUUGCCAGAAGCUUAAACAUCUGAGAGUUACUUUUUUUCCUCCAGUGCAAAGUGGUAAUAUCCGAAUGAAAAACAUUGAUGCCUUCAGCUCCAGCCUCCCUCCCCUCAAAUUCCCUCGGCUUUCUAGCCUUUACCUGAUGCAGGCUGACGUGGAGGACCCUUUGCCUGCAGAGCAUGGCUUGAUUUUGAAAACUAGCCUUACAUAUCUUCUUAAAAAUUCCCCAAACCUGCAGAGCUUGGAUCUGGUCUGCUUAACCAUCUCUCUGGAUGAAGUCUUUCAAAUGGUAUUGACAACCCCCAACAGUUCUCUCCUACAACUCCAAAAGCUUUACUUGAUACAAGAUGACGACAUAUCCAUGAACACUAUUGACCUUCUGCUGUCCUCCAAGAAUGAGUUGAAUUGCCUCAAGAUAGACACCUGCUCAAAAAUCUGUGAGACAGAUUUGGAGAAGGUCCUUCAGAAAGUAGUCAAGGAAAACCUUGAUCUGAAUGUUGUGUGGGAAUGAAAAUCCCUCUUUCAGUUUGUGGUGGCAGGUCCACCUCUGAGAAUCCCCUGCCUUCCUGGCAUGUCCAGGUCUUCUCUUAUAUUCCUAUCCCAGCAUUCCCAAUGCCUAGAAACCUUAAGUCUUGUUUUUAAAAAUGGUCUUCCUAGAUGAAGGUUUUCAGAAGGGUCUGGCAUCUUCUGGAACUGCCCUACUGCACUUUUGGAACCUCUUUGAACCAUUUGAAAGCGUUCAAGUUGGACAUGUGCCUAGAUAUCAAAGAGACGGAUUACAUGGAGGUCCUCCAAAGAGUAAGCAAGGAAGCCUUUUGUUUUUAUGUCCUCAGAACAAAAAACCCUCCCCUCCAGCCUAUAGUGGCAGGUCCACUUCUGCUGUGAUCAAAAUAGUGUUUCUUGUUUUAUAUUUUAAUAAAGUUGAGUUUACAUAAUGCA
Molecule: messenger RNA, 2293 nt
Organism: Anolis carolinensis (green anole)
Lineage: Eukaryota; Metazoa; Chordata; Lepidosauria; Squamata; Anolidae
Exons: 4
Coding region: 294-1865 (523 amino acids)
Source: RefSeq, a predicted model, not a curated record